CUAGCGCGCCACUGUGCAUGCGCCACUUCACUCGCAUCGAGGACCGCGGUCAGGACUCUAUGUUCAACAUCUUCCCAGUGCGGCCUGCGGUUGGUAGUGUGCUGUGCGGUCGUUGAUAUUGCUCUCUAAGCUCUCACACAACUCUUGAACAAAUUCACAAAACUCACCACCAAGCAGCGUCUAUAAGGACGCGUCAGUCCACCGUGCGUCCACAGCAUCCACCAACGCACCUUCAGUGAUCUUUUCGAAGUGACAGAUUUUUUUGUUUUUCGAAAAAAAAAAAUUUGAAAUUUGUACCAUCUGUGAGUUGAUUCAGUUUGUGAUGAUGGGUACAGAAUUCAAGGAUGUAUACGGCAGCGUGAACAUGGAAGAUUCAGGAAAUAGUUGUGGCAGCAGUGUGGUCUCAGACUUCAGCGGUCCUUCGGACCACCAGGACUUCUUUACCGACAGUGUCCAGAUUUCGGACCUGGAGAACGACUCUCAAGGACUAUCACAGUGCGGAUCCUUGGACGACAUCGACGAGGAAUCCCGUCUAUCCAUUGGCACUGAAGACCUUAGCCUAGACGAGCUCCAACUAGACGACUACUCCAGAUCAGCUUCGACCGUCCAGACAUCGAGCAUCGCCAAGCAGUCAACACAAUCCAGCUCAGCCAGCACCAAAAACAUCGACAGCCAGCAACGGCUAGCAGUUCUCAGUUUCGAACAAGUAUGUCGCCUCAACGACGUAAUGGACGAACUCAUCUACAUCCACGGCAGAGGCAACUUCCCCACCCUGGAGAUCAGGCUCAGAGACCUGGUGAACGUAGUCAGAGGAAAGCUAGAAGCCGACCCUUCCUGUGGAGGGGCUGGCAUGAAAGUGCGCGAUAUACGCCUAAACGGAGGUGCAGCCUCCCACGUUCUUGCCACUGAAUCUCAACCCUACAACGACCUCGACUUGAUCUUCGCCGUGGAGCUCUCCACUCAGAAACACUUCGACAGAGUUAAAUCCGCUGUCUUGGGAUCCUUAUACGAGAUGCUACCAGAUGGAGUCAGUAGAAAGAGGAUAUCCACGUGUAGCUUGAAGGAAGCAUAUGUCAGCAAGAUGGUCAAAGUCAACAACAACAACAACGAUGGCGACAGAUGGUCCUUGAUUACUCUUGGCAACGCCAGAGGACGAGGAGUCGAACUUAAAUUCGUUGACAGUAUGAGACGACAGUUUGAAUUCUCCGUGGAUUCCUUCCAGAUCAUCUUGGAUUCCUUACUGUUGUUCUACGAGUGCAGCGAGUUACCCAUUGGAGAGAAUUUCUACCCUACAGUUGUAGGUGAGUCCGUCUACGGAGACUUCCAAGAAGCUUUGUACCACCUCCAGAAAAAACUGAUAGCCACAAGACAACCUGAAGAGAUAAGAGGUGGUGGUCUGUUGAAAUACUGCAACCUAUUGGUCCGUAACUACAAACCGGCCAGACCAGACGUUAUCAAGAGGGUGCAGAGAUACAUGUGCUCCAGAUUCUUCAUCGAUUUCCCCGACAUAAAUCAGCAGAAAUCCAAGCUUGAGAAUUACCUAUGGAAUCACUUCGUCGAGCCAGAAGAAGAAGCCUUGAAACACCAGUACCUGAUGAGACUUCACGAUGUUGUCGGUGAGUCUACGGUCUGCUUGAUGGGUCAUGAGAGACGCCAAACGCUCAGUCUGAUCAAGAGCUUGGCCAUGCAGAUUCUGUUCCAGGAUCAGCAGCGUCUGAUAAGCCAGCAGCCUCCGCCUCUCGUGUAUGCCAAUGGCAUUGUCUACGCGCCCAUCAUCUCUACCAGCUGCUUCUGCACGUGCAGCAACCCUUGGAUGCAGAGCUGUUCCUCGUCGUGAUGGGUAUUAGUCUGUGCGAGUAAUAGGACACCUGUCGAAGUGGAUCGCUGUUGUAGUAGAUUCACGUUAGAUGACCUGGUGUUAUCCGAAAACCACUCAAUAUAAUUGUAGAUCUUGUACCUCGUGCAGACGUCUGUGAGAUAGAUCUCCAUUUAAGAUUACAAUAUAUCGCUAUUUUAACCAAUCUUAAAUUAAUGAUCAGGCUUCUGGCGUCCUUGUUAAUUUGUCGAGUGCAUUCCGUUAUUCUCGAUCAGUUAAGAAAAAUCUGAAGAAACCACAACGUGAGGCUGAAAAAUCUUGAACUGUGACGCAUCUUAGGUGUCUGGCUGUGAAAAAUUAAUAUUGGGUUAUGUACAUUGACAUGAGAUUUGCGUUCCGAGCAUUGUUACCCCCUCCCUAUAUGCAGCCUGAAGUAGAUCGCGUAAUAAUUAACAACAAAGUACAAAAACAAUGGUCGUAAGUUCAUUUUCAAAUAUCAUGUGUAAUUAUAUAAACUAUAUAUAGAUAUAUUUGUAUAUAUACCCACUGAGAAAAAAAUAACUAAAAAUAAAAUUGUUGAAAUAACAAAAUUUUACAAGAAACAAAAAAAAAUCAAAAAGAAAAACUAAGAAUUACCUUUUUUUAUUUGUGGAAGUUCAUUGAAAUAUGUUUUGAGUUGCACUUCGUCUAGCUCCAUAUUUAGAUGUUUUAAGAGCAAGACUUAGUCGUAUUUUAUUGGUAGUAUUUUUAGUAAACGCAGAACUAUUAGGGACUUCAGGCUGCAUCGAUCACUUAAAAAAAGGAAAUCAACAAAUGCAUCGACGCAAUUGAGUAUUAAUUUUCCUUUUGUUGAAUUCAACAGAUGUGUAUAUGUAGUUUCUGUCAUUACAAUAAGCAAGUGUAGGUCUAUUUUUGAGCAUUUUCAUUUAUACAUUUUGAUAUUGUUACACUGAGCUCGAAAUCAUACGAAACCUUCAUACAAUUUGGUUUAUUUUCUCGCCUAUAUUACUUUAUUAUUUCAACCCUUAUGUAAUUUUCCCUUCUGUCCAGGUUGAGUAUUUUCAAUUCGAUAUGGUUUCAGAAUAUUUCUUCGUUGAACUUUCCUUAUUUUCCUAUAUCGUUAGAAUCUAGGUAGGAAAGGUUUCUAAGUCAAAAUGUAUUUUCAAAGAAUUAAGCAAAUCUUCUAGAAUACUAGAAAAGCUCUUGUAUAUAAAAUGUAGUACUGAUUUGCACCAAAUCGAUGUCUGAUAUAUAGCUUGGUUUUUUUAGGUUGAGACCUUAGAGACCCUUCAAACCGAGUAUUGUAAUGUUAGGUAGAUGAUCAACAUAAUAAUAAAUUUAUAUAGGUGUAGCAUUCAACAGAAUACACAGAUUAUCUAAUAAUUAUAGAAUCUUAAAUUUGAAGCUCAGUUUAACGUCAAAAAGUCCAUCGUAAAAAAGAAGAACGUUCCAAGAAAGUUUUAACAAGCAAUAAGUACAAACUUGAAGAAAUAAGAAUCAUACAAAAAUUGUAGGUAAUCAUAUUUCAUAAGUUGCUUCUAAAAUUUAUCUGAAAACGUUCUGAACAGAAAAACUCGUUGAAUAUAAAAAAUUAUAACAGAAAAUAUUUUAGUGCCAUAAGAUGUAUUAUUGUUGAACAUCAAAUCAAAAAUAACUCAUGUUUAUAAAGUGAAUGAUUCCAUAUAACUUAAUUUGUCUCGAACAAGUCUGAAGAUAUACGAUUUGACGAGUUUUUAACAACUUAUAUAGUUGAGAAAAGGAGAGACUGGCUGUAUAUUUAUAUGACCUCAAAUGUUUGCCUAUUAGUACUUAUAUUGUCGCUGAUACAUUGACUGAAAUGCAUUACACAUAAGAGAGUCGAUUUGAACCAUAAUUUCGAUUUAAAUCGAUUAAAAAACCUCUUGAAAAGGUUCCUGUGUUAAAGGAAAAAAAAAAUUAAAAAUCAUCGAAAUUUAAGACAGUAGAUAAUGUCAUUUGAAAAAACGAAAUAUUGGUUCUGUCACCAACUCUAUUAUUCAAGAAUUAUGGCUCUCAGUGUAGUUUAUGAAGUGUAGAAUGACGCUGGGUCCCUUCGAUUGGAUUCUGCUGAUUUAAAUUAUCUCAUAAAUAAAAAUAAGAUUAAGAAGUAAACAAUAAAACAUAACUUAAUAAAAUGUCUAUUUUCAUUGAAGAUAUAUGUAUGUUAUUACUGAUUGGACCUUAUCUGUAUAUUUUUAUUGUUCCAGGUCCAGUCAUAAGAUAAAUAAAUGUUUAAAAAUACAAUAAAAAUUAUAAAAUGUUUAAAAACAUACAUUAAACUA
Messenger RNA from Harmonia axyridis, 4116 nucleotides. RefSeq names its product terminal nucleotidyltransferase 5C. Gene Ontology annotation, biological process: mRNA stabilization. Bases 323 to 1837 code for a protein of 504 amino acids. The transcript has 2 exons. Lineage: Eukaryota; Metazoa; Arthropoda; Insecta; Coleoptera; Coccinellidae. The record is from RefSeq and is a predicted model, not a curated record. Gene Ontology annotation, molecular function: poly(A) RNA polymerase activity; RNA binding.